UCUCAUCAGCCACACUUUAAUAAACUCCCAACACACUUCAGAGGAACAUUACCGGCUGAAAGGAGGUAUAUGGACAUGGAGGACCAGAUGGAAAGCCAGAAGAGAAGACAAGAAAGCAAAGAUACUUUGAUCUCUGAAAGGACAGGUUCUUUGGGAUGCGUUGGAUGGUUUAUCGUCAUCCUCUCUGGGUUCUUCACAGUUCUUCUUUUUCCCAUAACCAUCUGGUUCUGUUUGAAGAUUGUUCAGGAGUACGAGCGAGCCGUCAUCUUCAGGCUGGGUCGCAUCAUAGACAAGAAACCCAAAGGACCAGGAAUAUUCUUUGUCCUGCCAUGCACUGACUCCCUGGUUAAAGUGGAUCUGCGAACCGUUUCAUUUGACAUUCCACCUCAAGAGAUUUUAACCAAAGAUUCCGUCACUGUGAGUGUGGAUGGUGUGGUGUACUUCCGGGUCAGUGACCCCAUCGCUUCGGUGGCCAACGUGUCUAAUGCCGACUUUUCCACCCGACUGCUGGCACAAACCACCCUCAGAAACGUCCUGGGUACCAAGAACCUCGCUGAGCUCUUGUCGGAUCGGGAAGGCAUUGCUCACAGCAUGCAGUCCAAUCUGGAUGAAGCCACAGAUAACUGGGGAAUCAAGGUGGAGCGCGUGGAGAUUAAAGAUGUUAAGCUUCCUCAUCAACUGCAGAGAGCCAUGGCUGCAGAAGCAGAGGCAGCCCGAGAGGCCAGAGCAAAGGUGAUUGCAGCAGAGGGUGAGAUGAACGCAUCCCGCGCCCUAAAGGAGGCGUCCCUCGUCAUUGCAGAGUCUCCAUCAGCUCUGCAGCUUCGUUACUUGCAGACUCUCAACACCAUUGCAGCAGAGAAGAACUCCACCAUUGUUUUCCCAUUGCCCAUGGAUGUCAUAUCUCACUUUAUUCGGAAAUGAAUUUGCAAAGUCAAGUGUUCUGAAUAAGAUUUGAUAACUGUGCAUUUCACGUCUACAUGAUAAAUUGCUCAGUUGUAUUGCAACGGUUACUAAUGAGACAAAUCUAUAAUUUCAUUGUACAGUACAUUAAAUUUAAUCUACCCUUUCCCAUUAUCUGUGUUACAUUCUUCCUCAUAUUUUGUAAAUAGUUAUGAAUUAUCACAACAUCUGCAACACUUCUGUUACUUCUUAAAACUUGAAAUAAUUUUUUUUUGUCACUUCAAUAGUUUUUCUAUGUCAUGUGUCAAUUGAAAAACAAACAAACAAAAAAAUCUACUCAGCAUAAAAACAAAGUACUGGAUACAUGCCUUUACCAAAGGUUCUGAUGUAAAUAUUUGAAUAAGUGUCAAAUAAACUAAUGUGUAGUCCAUAA
Molecule: messenger RNA, 1333 nt
Organism: Oryzias melastigma (Indian medaka)
Lineage: Eukaryota; Metazoa; Chordata; Actinopteri; Beloniformes; Adrianichthyidae
Gene: stoml3b
Product: stomatin (EPB72)-like 3b
Exons: 7
Coding region: 70-921 (283 amino acids)
Cellular component (GO): plasma membrane
Source: RefSeq, a predicted model, not a curated record